Echinops telfairi (small Madagascar hedgehog) is the source of this 2555-nucleotide messenger RNA. RefSeq names its product zinc finger CCCH-type containing 12A (gene ZC3H12A). The transcript is spliced from 6 exons. Bases 99 to 1913 code for a protein of 604 amino acids. Lineage: Eukaryota; Metazoa; Chordata; Mammalia; Afrosoricida; Tenrecidae. Gene Ontology annotation, biological process: nuclear-transcribed mRNA catabolic process, RNase MRP-dependent; 3'-UTR-mediated mRNA destabilization. Gene Ontology annotation, cellular component: nucleus; cytoplasmic ribonucleoprotein granule. The record is from RefSeq and is a predicted model, not a curated record. Gene Ontology annotation, molecular function: mRNA binding; metal ion binding; RNA endonuclease activity.
UUCCCUCCCUGAUGCGGGAGGGUGCGCCCUCCCCGGGGCGGGAGGGCCCUGUGCGGUGCCACAGGAGCUGUGGCAGGUGCCUUCGAGGAAUCUGAUCUAUGAGUGCCCCCUGCGGAGAGAGCCCCAUUCCGGCAGCCAGCCCUGCCAUGAGUGUGUGGGAGCCCGGGGUCAGCCAGAGCUGGGCAGGCAACGGUGAGCCGGCCCAGGAACCUGCCACAGAGGAGGCCUCGGCGGCUGCGGAGCUGCAAAUGAAAGUGGACUUCUUCCGGAAGCUGGGCUACUCCUCUGCUGAGAUCCACAGCGUCCUGCAGAAGCUGGGAGUCCAGGCGGACACCAACACCGUGCUGGGCGAGCUGGUGAAGCAUGGGUCAGCUGCUGAACGUGAGCGCCAGGCCUCACCGGACCCCUGCCCUCAGCUGCCCCUGGUCCCCCGGGGCGGGGGCACCCCCAAGACUCUCACCCAGGAGGCUCCACCCCCUGAGGAGGACAAGGAGGGCAGUGACCUGAGACCAGUGGUCAUUGAUGGCAGCAAUGUGGCCAUGAGCCAUGGGAACAAGGAGGUCUUCUCUUGCCGAGGGAUCCUGCUGGCCGUGAACUGGUUCCUGGAGCGGGGCCACACCGACAUCACUGUGUUUGUGCCCUCCUGGAGGAAGGAACAGCCCCGGCCCGACGUGCCCAUCACCGACCAGUACAUCCUGCGGGAGCUGGAGAAGAAGAAGGUCCUGGUGUUCACGCCGUCGCGGCGUGUGGGGGGCAGGCGGGUGGUGUGCUACGACGACCGCUUCAUCGUGAAGCUAGCCUAUGAGUCGGACGGUGUCGUGGUGUCCAACGACACCUACCGAGACCUCCAGGGCGAGCGGCAGGAGUGGAGGCGCUUCAUCGAGGAGCGACUGCUCAUGUACUCCUUCGUCAACGACAAGUUUAUGCCCCCUGACGACCCCCUGGGCAGGCACGGGCCCAGCUUGGACAACUUCCUGCGUAAGAAGCCUCUCUGUUCUGAGCAGAAGAAGCAGCCCUGCCCCUAUGGGAGAAAAUGCACUUAUGGGAUCAAGUGCCGAUUCUUCCACCCAGAGCGGCCGAGCUGCCCCCAGCGCUCCGUGGCUGAUGAGCUCCGCGCCAACGCCCGCUCCUCACCCCCAAGGGCCCCAGGCAAGGGCAAGAGUGGCCAGCGGCCAUCACCUCAGUCCAGCUCACUACCGGCCGAGGGCGAGCAGUGCAGCCCAGACAGGAAGAAGCUGGGGGCCGGGGCAUCCCCAGGGCCCCACCGGGAGGGCCUGACGCAGACCUUCCCCCCAGUGGGCCCGAGCCUUCCCCCUAGCGGAGGCAGUGGAGGCAGCUUUGGGCCCACAGACUGGUUCCCCCAAACCCUGGACUCCCUGCCCUAUACUUCCCAGGACCGCCUGGAUUCUGGUAUCGGCUCCCUGGAGAGCCAGAUGUCAGAACUCUGGGGUGCUCGUGGAGGGGGUCCUGGGGAGCUGGGCCCCCCUCGGUGUCCCUACCCGGGUUAUGGCCCCUAUGGGUCUGAGCUCCCGGCCACUCCUGCCUUCCCUGCCUACGGGCAGGCCGUGGGUGCUGGCCACUUUAGUGUACCCGCCGACUACACCCCCCCACCCCCUGCCUACCCGGCUCGAGAGUACUGGUCGGAGCCAUACCCACUGCCUCCACCCACCCCAGUCCGACAGGAGCACCGAGUGCAGGGCCCAGGGGCUGACGGGGGACCGUGGGCUGGGGGUGGGGCCGGGGCCGGGCCCAGCGGCCUGGCCAAGGAGCGAGCCAGCGUGUACACCAAGCUGUGCGGCGUCUUUCCCCCGCACCUGGUGGAGGCGGUGAUGGGGCGCUUCCCGCAGCUCCUGGACCCCCAGCAGCUGGCAGCCAAGAUCGUUUCCUACAAGGCCCAGCACCUCAGUGGGUAAGCCGGCCGGCGCCCACAGGGAACCCAAAGCCCACCCUGGUGGCUGGACUGGGGAGGACUUCUGUCGGGAAGGGAACCCACAUACUAAAGAUACUGUAGGAUUGAUUCUGGCCCUGUGGGCACCUCGAGCUGCCUGCCCGGGGGUCAGGAGCGAUCGCCCUGUUGAUGCACAUUGUAUCCCUGUAGUCUAAGGAGACGCUGCUGGUAACAGCUGUCGGUCCAUGGCUAAGGCCCAAACCCUCUUCUCAGGGCUCGGAGGGAGGCAGGGGCGCAGAGGCCUGGGCCGAGGGCCCUGUGCAUGCCCCCACCUCCACCCCAUCCCUGGGAUGCUGGCCUUGGCCGGCUAGUUGGGCACUGUGUGCCUGCCCUGCAAGGGCCCCUCCUCUAAGCCAAUGAGGCCUCGUCCGCGCUCGCACUGGGCACACGGGGCUUCAUGUUAGUAAGCAAAAUGCUUCUUAAUACCCCACCUCUCUGUCACGCUGCUGCCUGUGUCCAGGGGGAUGGGCCUCUGUCCUCGCCGCCCUUCCGCCCCCUCCCCUCUGCACUCAGGUGUGCACGCGUACAGGUGUUCAUCCUUAAGUAUCUGAAGUGCAAAAGCCCUUUCCUCCCAGCACACACCAAUAAAGUGAAUCUGUCCAAGGUA